Molecule: messenger RNA, 1779 nt
Organism: Impatiens glandulifera
Lineage: Eukaryota; Viridiplantae; Streptophyta; Magnoliopsida; Ericales; Balsaminaceae
Product: pentatricopeptide repeat-containing protein At4g31070, mitochondrial-like
Exons: 1
Coding region: 1-1779 (592 amino acids)
Biological process (GO): RNA modification
Molecular function (GO): RNA binding; protein binding
Source: RefSeq, a predicted model, not a curated record
AUGUAUCAGCCAAAGACCCAGAUCGCUGCGAUUGCGUUUGGAGUCAAGGAUUUGAUGCUAAAGGGAUUAUACGAAGAAACUCUGAAUCAUUUUAGAGAAAAGAUUCAUCCUUUUCUACCUCUGUUUUCAAUUUCAUUCAUCCUUCCUUCUAUAAUCAAAGCUUCUUCUCAUUCUCAUGAUUAUCAUCAUGGUUUACAGCUUCAUUCCCUCUCUAUCAAAUCUGGAACCGAUCAAGAUCCAACUGUUUCCAAUUCUCUCCUCACAAUGUACGUCAAAUUUCAAAAUAUCCAAUUCGCACGCAAGAUGUUCGAUACAAUGCCUGAAAGAGAUACCAUCACAUGGAACUCAAUGAUAAAUGGGUACAUCCAAAACAGUCAUUUCCCCGACGGGGUUAAAACCUUCAAGGAGAUGUUCUUCAAUGGUUAUGAACCGAAACCCGAGUUGAUCGCUAGUAUUAUAUCUGUAUGUGCUAGAUGUGAUGCGUUCAACUUGGGAAGAGAGAUUCAUGCUCUAUUGAUUGUAAGUGACUUGAAUCCGGAUUCGUCUUUUGUUUCCACUUCCUUGAUUGAUUUAUACUUUAGAUGUCGAAACUCGAAUAUGGCGAUUCGAGUGUUUGAUUCAAUGGAUGUUAGUAACCGUAAUGAAGCUCCAUGGACUGCUGUAAUUUCAGGAUGUGUAGCUGAUGGUAAGUAUAUGAUGGCUUUGGAUUAUUUUAGGACAAUGCUGAAUGAAGAAGAAGAGAUUAAACCUAAUCGAGUUACGUUAAUCGCAAUCCUACCCGCGUGUUCAAUAAGAAACGGGAAACAGAUUCAUGCGUAUGCUAUUAGAAUUGGUCUUGAUUCGGAUUCGACUAUUGUAUCAUCUCUAAUAAACAUGUAUGGUAAUCAUCUUGAAUUCUUCCCUCAAGCAAGAUCAAUCUUUAACAGAUCGACACAUAAAGAUAUCGUGACAUGGAGUUCAAUCCUAUCAAUCUAUUCUCAAUCGGAAACAACUGUGGAAGAAACGUUUGUUCUUUUCAAACAAAUGCUAAUGAAGGGAAUAAAUCCUAAUUCCGUAACCAUGCUGGCAAUUCUCUCCGCAUGCUCGACUCUCCCGAUUUUAAUCCGGGGCAGCGUUUCCCAUUGUAUGGUAUUGAAAAUGGGGUUCGGUUUUCACCUCUUUAUAAACAAUUCGCUAAUAAACAUGUAUUCAAAAUGCGGGUCUCUUUUAAAUUCGAGACAAGUGUUCGACGAAAUGAUUGAAAAAGAUAAUUUCUCGUGGAGCGCGAUUAUCGGGGCUUACGCUCAACAUGGUUACGGAGAGCAAGCUUUGAUUCUGUACAACGAGAUGGAUGUUAAACCAGAUGAGAUCAUUUAUAUGUCUGUUUUAUCGGCGUGUAAUCAUGUCGAUCUAGUUAAAGAGGGGAGGAAGUUAUUCGAUAGAAUGACAAAUGAGGGUGAAAUAACCUUAACAUUGGAGCAUUAUGCGUGUUAUGUUGAUCUUCUUGGAAAGGCAGGAUUUUUGGAGGAAGCUUGUGAGGUAGUCGAGAAAAUGAGAAUGGAACCGAAUAUGAAGAUAUGGAGUUCUUUGGUUUUGGCUUGUAAGGAUUAUGGAAGGUUGGAGGUUGCGGAAAGAUUGGGAAAGAAGAUUAUCGAGUUGGAACCUGAAAAUGGCAGUUUUUAUACAUUGUUGUGUAUGGUUUAUGCUGAAUUGGGGAAUUGGGUAGCUGUUGAAGAGUUGAGGAAUUGUAUGAGAUUGAGAGGGUUAAAGAAGUGUCAAGGAUUUAGUUGGAUUUGUUAA